AUGCUCCCUGGCGCGACCCGGCACACCGCUCCCUUCCCCCAACAGCCUGCCCCUCCUCUCGUCGCCGUAGUCGCGCGUGCGUCCUGUCCUCCAGGCGCGCAACAGAACAGAACCGUGGCGGCGCUUACGAUCCUGAGCCACGAGACCCCGCUGUCCGAACUUUCCCUCCAGCAGCAUCUCGACAUUGCCCCGGACUUGGCUGCUACCUAUAGGCCGCUCGCCACGGAGGCGGACUCCGAGCCGGUGAUGAUGGCACAGCAGGUGCCUCAUCAGGCGACGGAUAAGAAGCGCGUCAAGGUCUAUGAAUUGCGUGACAAUGACUGGUUUGAUCGCGGGACAGGCUUUUGCACCGCAACCUUUGCGACCACCGAAGAUGGCCAGAAAGAUCCGCGAGUCAUCGUUGAGUCUGAGGACCAGCCAAACCGACUACUCCUAGAGACCAAAAUUCAAAAGGAGGAUGGGUUCCAAAAGCAGCAAGAAACCCUCAUCGUGUGGCAAGAACCCGGAAGUGGAGUGGAUAUGGCUCUCAGCUUCCAGGAGGCGGAAGGAUGUGCUUUGAUAUGGCGAUUUGUGAGCAAUGUGCAACAGACGUUCCAGAAUACAAUUGCUGGCGACGACGGGCUUUCAGACGAUUUGGCCAUCGAGGUCCCCACGACAAUCAACCUCCCUGCCGCGGAACUGGGCAACCUGCCCGAAAUCGAGUCCGGCAUGCGUAUCAUGAGUUCGAGUGCCAACGGCCGCGAUGCGCUUGCCAAGUUCAUCAUGGCAGAUGACUACAUUGGCAAAUUGAUUCCCUUGGUCGAAAUGGCUGAGGACCUCGAGAGUCUACCCGACCUUCACCGACUUUGCAACAUCAUGAAGACAAUCAUCCUCUUAAACGACACAACCAUUAUUGAGCACGCCGUAUCAGACGAAUGUGUCCUUGGUGUAGUCGGUGCCUUGGAAUACGACCCGGAUUUUCCUAGCCACAAAGCCAAUCAUCGACACUGGCUUGACAACCAAGGCCGAUACAAGGAGGUUGUCCGGAUUGAGGACGAGCAGACGCGGCAAAAGAUUCAUCAGACAUACCGGCUUCAGUAUCUCAAAGAUGUUGUUCUUGCACGGAUUCUCGAUGACCCAACCUUUUCAGUUCUGAACUCGUUGAUUUUCUUUAACCAGGUUGAUAUCCUCCAACAUCUGCAGUCAAAUUCCGAAUUUUUGAACGAACUUUUCGGUGUAUUCAAUAUUCGACGACCUGAUCAGAAGAAGAGGAAGGACGCUGUUCUGUUCAUCCAACAGUGCUGCGCCAUAGCGAAGAACAUCCAACCUCCAGCGAGGCAGUCUCUUUAUAACAACUUCAUUGCUCACGGCCUGCUCCAAGUUAUCCACUUCGGGUUGAAACACGGCGACGUUGCAGUUCGCGUCGGCGCCACCGAUAUCUUGGUCUCCAUCAUUGACCAUGACCCGCAAAUGAUUCGACAGACAAUCUAUCGCCAGAUGCAUGAGAAUACACCGUCACUGGUCGACUCAUUGAUUGAACUUCUUCUUGUCGAGGUUGACUUGGGUGUCAAGUCCCAAAUCUCAGAGGCUCUCAAGGUCCUCCUAGACCAAGGCAUUCCUCCCCAAGGACCAGAGUUCGCUCGUAUGAAUGGUGAAUUUCCUGGCCGGCCCCGGCCUCAACCUGCGGCGGAUCCUCAACAGGAACUCUUCCUUACUCGGUUCUAUGAACGAUCUGCGCUGAAGCUCUUUAAGCCGCUGUUGGAACUCGAGAACAAGACGGGUUUGGAAUUUUCAGUACAGCAAGCCUCCAUGUUCACAUAUCUCGUCGAAAUAUCAUGUUUCUUUAUCCGUCAGCAUCAUAGAUUCAGCAGAUAUUUUGUGAUGAAUCAUAACAUCAUUCAGCGUGUUUCACAGCUUCUCAAAAACCCAGAGAAGUAUUUGCGACUAGUUGCCAUACGGUUCUUCCGUAACAUCAUUGGAAUGCAAGAGGAAUUCUAUAUCAAGCAAGUCGUCGAGAAGCAGGCCUUGGGCCCUGCGUUGGAAGUGCUUGCGGAAACUUUGCCGAGAGACAAUCUGCUAAGCUCAGCGUGCCUAGAGCUGUUUGAAUUCAUCAAGAAGGAGAAUUUAAAGGACUUGGUAAAAUAUCUGGUAGCGAACCAUAGGGACCUCAUGACCAGUUUGAGCUACUUGACGACUUUCAAGGACAUGAUUGAGCGGUACGACCAGACGCAAGGAUACACAGCCAAUAUGGACUACUUCCUAGAGGAAAACGACGAAAUGGCCCGGAAACCCCCUCCCAAUACGAGGUUGAUGGAACACAUCACCGUGGACCCAAGCGAAGAAGAGUACUGGAACACUUCAGACCCUGAAGAUGAUGAUGAGGAGCACCGCCCGGGUAUGCGCGACAAGAUCUUGCCCAGCAAUGGACCCCUAACGCCCUCCAAACCUCUUGUCGACUACGCAUCGGAUGAAGAGAGCGAUGAAAAUGUCAACACGGAAGGUGACACUGCUGCAAAAGCCAAUAAUGGCCCACAGGAGUCGGCAGCCACCGGAAGACCUGGCCUCCCGACUGUUGCGUCACCGCCUGAACGAUUGUCCGAAAAACGCCGCCGUGAAGAGGAUGAAGAGGAUGAGAUAGGGAAGCUUAUGCAUAACAAACGCCGAAACAGUAGUUCUUCCGAGUCGAAUUUAGCGACGGGCUCGCGGAUGACCCCUAAACGAAAGUCGUUUGGGGGUGGCUCUGGAAAUGGCAAGAUUGCCAUAAGCCUAUCGACGGCAGUGAGGACAGGGGGAGGAUCAAGGCCAGAUGAGGAGUCAUGA
Metarhizium acridum CQMa 102 is the source of this 2799-nucleotide messenger RNA. Lineage: Eukaryota; Fungi; Ascomycota; Sordariomycetes; Hypocreales; Clavicipitaceae. The record is from RefSeq and is a predicted model, not a curated record.